AAGGCCAAAAAAAAUUGUGAAUUAAAAAUAUAUGGCGGGGAAAGAAAGGCGGCGACGGAAUCGGGUAAAUUUAUAGCGCGAAGGAAAGAACGGCGAGUGAGGAACGGUUGGGAUCAUUCAGAUCGUCUGGCAUGUCUUGAGUGACGGUGAAGGACUUUAAAAGACAAAGCAGAAUCACCUUCGGCGUUAUUAUUUCUUGCACGUAAACCCUUAAAAGCAAAUCUUUUCUUCGGCGGCAUCUCUUGAAAUCAUAGACCCCACAACUUUAUUUUUUCUUGUACACAAACCCUUGAAAGCAAAUGUCUCCUUAGGCGGAAUCUCCUGUAUUCAUAGACUGCACAGCUUUGAGUAUUAAACAUGCCAAAGUCUAGGCGUAACAGAGUUGGCUAUUUAUAGUUAUUUGGAGGGAGUGGAUUUUUGUUUGAAAAAAUGACGGAUGAGAUGGGCCAAGGUGCUACAGAAGUUGUAACAGCUGCAGAUGGUGGAGCAUCUUCAUCAACAACUGCUAAUGAGGGAGGAGAAAAUAACUUAAAUCCUAAUUCAGUAUUGCAGUUUGCACCGUGGCAGAGCACAGUGGAAGAGGGUUUUUGGAGAAAGUUAGCCAACCUAAAACUCAAUGAGCUUGGCAUUUCUCAACACCCAAUUGAAAUCACAGGCUUUUAUGCUCCAUCUUCUCAUGGGCAAGUGUCAAAUCAUUUAAAGCUGCUUUCUGAAUCACUAUUGCCUCAUAAUGGUGAGGAAACAUCAGCUUCUGUCUAUUUUUUAGGGAACAGAAACCUUUGUCCUGUUCCAGGAAUACUACACAAUACAAAUACACUGGAAAGCUUCAAGGCUCUUGACAGGCAGACUCAAUUGAAUUUGGAGGCAAAGAAGAUUUGGGAAGAUAUACAUUCUGGAAGAGCAGAGGAGGACAGCAGUUUGCUUUGUAGAUUUUUGCUGAUUUCAUUUGUAGAUUUAAAGAAAUGGAACUUCUAUUAUUGGUUUGCUUUUCCAGCUUUGGUUCUUGAUCCUCCUGCAACAUUUUCCAAAUUGCAACGAGCCUCGGAUUUUUUUAGCUUCGAAGAGAGAAAGGCUUUAUUAGCUGCUUGUAAUGGAUGGCGACAAUCCGAAGCAACUACAGGCGUGCCUUUCUUUUUAGUGCACAUUUUCUCUAAUGUUGAUGUUAGACUAAGGCCUUUAAACGAAUGGGAAACAUGCCAAGAAGAAGGUGGUAAGGUACUUUUAGGUUUUUAUGAUCCGUGCCACCUCCCAAGCAAUCCAGGAUGGCCUCUUCGGAACUUAAUUGCUUUUGCUGCUGCUCGGUGGGGACUAGGAAGUGUUACGGUUCUAUGCUAUCGGGAAAAAGGAGGGUUAGGAGAUUUGCAGCAAUCUCUCGUUGCUGAUAUCUCAGUUUCCUCUACACAAGGUUGGAGUGAUCCUCAAAGUGUUCCCAAGGCAGUGGGAUGGGAACGAAAUAACCAAAGCAAGAUGGGGCCUAGGCGGAUCAGUCUUGCAUCUCAGAUGGAUCCGAAGAGGUUAGCUAUAUCGGCAGCAGAUUUAAAUUUGAAGCUUAUGAGAUGGCGUCUUCUACCUUCCCUAAACUUGCCACUUUUAUCGAGUACAAAAUGUCUUCUUCUAGGAGCAGGUACACUUGGAUGUCAGGUUGCCCGUAAUCUUAUGGCUUGGGGCAUUAGACAUAUCACACUAGUUGACUAUGGUCGUGUGGCCAUGUCAAAUCCUGUGCGGCAAUCUUUAUAUACUUUAGAUGACUCCCUGAAUGGAGGUGAGCUGAAGGCUUUUACAGCAGCGAAGAAUUUGAAGUGCAUUUUUCCUGGCGUGGAGGCAGAGGGCAUUUCCAUGGCCAUUCCGAUGCCUGGACAUCCAGUGGCAGAAGAUGAAAUAGAAAAUAUUGUUAAAGAUUGUUUGCAUCUAAAGGAUCUGAUUGUCAGCCAUGAUUUUGUUUUCUUGCUCACUGAUACAAGAGAAAGUCGUUGGCUUCCAACACUUCUAUGUGCUGAUGCUAAUAAGGUGGCAAUCACAGCUGCUUUAGGAUUUGAUACCUUUCUCGUGAUGCGACAUGGUGCAGGCAUAGCCUUACCUAGUACUGAUUCCUCUCCUGCAUGUUCUGACGAGGAGACCAAUUCUCCACAGAUUGAACAUGAUGAACCUUCUGAAUUAAUGGACCUGUCAAUUUUUGAGGAGACAGAACGAAGGAAACAACGAUUAGGGUGCUACUAUUGCAGCGAUAUUGUUGCUCCCGUAGAUUCAACUAGGAACCUUACUUUGGAUCAGCAGUGUACUGUAACACGUCCUGGGCUUGCUCCUAUUGUUGCAUCUCUUGCGGUAGAACUUACAGUGGGCAUUAUUCAUCAUCCUCUUGGGAUAAAUGCCUCAGCAGAUCAAACAGCUUCAGACAUUUCGAGUGUUGAACAGCCUCUUGGUAUUUUGCCUCAUCAAAUCCGUGGUGAUAUUGCAAAAUUUUCACAAGUGAUAUUCAAGGGGCGUGCAUUUAACAGAUGCACAGCUUGCUCUGAGACGGUUGUGUCAGAAUAUCGUAAAAGAGGAAUGGACUUCAUACUAGAGGCCUUAAAUCAGCCUUCAUAUUUGGAAGAUCUUACAGGACUUACAACAUUGAUGGACCUGGCAAAUAACUUCAAUUUAGAUCUUGAAGACUCAGAUGAUGAUCUAGAUGACAAUGUUCAGACACUGAUGUAAAGCUCAUUGUGCAGUGCAUUUGUUUGUGCAAGAAGUUGUAAUAUCCAUUCAGUCGAAUUACUGUACAUACAAUACAUAACCAAGCUUUUCAUACAAGUGGGGAUAUGCUGACAUCCUUUACCAAGGUUACAAACUCAAGACUUGUGGAGUAACUUGCGGGUCUAAUGGACUCAAAUUUAUCUAGAUGGCAAUGUUCAGACCGUGUAAACCUCAUUGUGUAUUUUUGCAUUUGUUUAAGAAAUUGUAAUAUCCAUUUAGCCGAAUUAACAUACAUACAAUACAUUAGCAAUCUUUUCAUGUAAGUGGGGAUAUGCUUGACAUCUUCUACAAAGGUCACAAACUCAAGACUUGUGGAGUACUUCCAGGUUCUAGUGUACUCAAAUUCAAGAUGUAAUGAUUUGUUUUGUCAACUGAUAUGACAGAAAGGGGAGGGAAAAUCAGAACACAAUUCCUCAUGGAGUAACUUGCAAAUUGGAUGCAAGACAAUUUUUGGAUCUGGAUAUGUUUUUAAAUUCAAUAUAAUGCCAUUUGGUUUGAGCAAA
Messenger RNA from Cryptomeria japonica (Japanese cedar), 3236 nucleotides. Its product is annotated as ubiquitin-like modifier-activating enzyme atg7. Gene Ontology annotation, biological process: autophagosome assembly; cellular response to nitrogen starvation; protein modification by small protein conjugation. Bases 430 to 2694 code for a protein of 754 amino acids. The record is from RefSeq and is a predicted model, not a curated record. Gene Ontology annotation, molecular function: Atg12 activating enzyme activity; Atg8 activating enzyme activity. Gene Ontology annotation, cellular component: cytoplasm; phagophore assembly site. Lineage: Eukaryota; Viridiplantae; Streptophyta; Pinopsida; Cupressales; Cupressaceae. The transcript is spliced from 15 exons.